UUUCCUCCUCAGUCCACGGUUCGGUAAGGUUUCAGUGGCGUUCUUCAAGGUUUGCUAUCUCUUACCUCUUAACCGUUCGAGUCUAGUGCUUCAUGGCCAGUCAAGAUACAUGUUAUGGGGAGAUUAUCAAAAUCUAGCAACUCCAGCGAUGUCACAAGGAGUCCGGCAUCCGAGGCAACGAGGUAAACCCCACCUCUUUGUGGUCAACAUCAACGGUAGAGAACGGGGAUUGAUUUUCUGAGGAUUCCAGAGCAGAUUAGCGGAUGGCGUCGGUUAAGUGGGCGAGCGAAGCUAUUCUUGUAAUGGUUGAUUUAGAGAAAUUUUGGUUGAACCAAACUUGUAUCAAACACUGAAUUCCAGUUUAACCGGUUGAUGAAUAAUAGUAUAUAUUUCAAAAAAAAAAAAAAAAAAAAAAAAAAAAAAAAAAAAACAUCGCGUCUGUAUUUUUCCUUUCGAACUUUCAGUAAGAGCCAAAGAAAAACAACCUGGUUGUUCAAGACAGAAACCGUGUCAUGUGUUAACUUGUUUGAUCCGUUUCAAUAUUUUUAUUUUCUCGGUUCAAUGUAGAAAACCAGUUCUCCCCAAAUAAAAGUCAAAAAAUACUAGACCAUAAAAAACGAAACCACCUUAUAUAUAUCAACUCAUAUUCAUAUUCUACAUGCCACUCAUACUCAAAGCGAUACAAAUCGUAAAAAGACCUUAACAAGUCGACUUUCUUUCCCUUCCUAGUUCUAGAGAACUAAGUGAUGAUGAUGAAGAAACAAGUUAUACUUGGAGUGAUUUUGAUUGCACUUUUCUUGAUUUCCAUGCACGCCAAACAAGUAGGAGCCACAAGACUGUUACGAACCCCCAACGAUAGUGAGAUCCGGUUCGUCGUCUUCCAGUCGUUGCAGAUGGGUUCGGUUCCUGAAUCCGAUAGGAACGGUUGCUCACAUCUCCCUAACGACUCGGGCAAGUGCCACGGAUGAGCGCACGCACGUGAGUUUUGAUCCCCAUACUCAACUCUUAUUCAGGCUACAUAUGUGUUUUCAAAAAACAAAAUUCAGGCUACAUAUUGAAUUUGUCUUUUAUAUUUUGCUGUUGUUGUAUUUAUUUAUAUAUAUACUACUAGAACUAGUUUGCUUAACUGUUCAUGUAACAUAUCAUGUAUCAAAUCAAAUACGUGUUUCAUCAUGUUAUAGAAUUUCCGAAUUUAGAAACUAUUUGAAAAUUAAGGAAACAAAUUCCUUGAUUACUACAAAUUAUUGAUUAUGUCUAACAAACCGGAUUCUACCAUAAAACUCAGUAAACGCUUUCGGCUAUUUACUGGUUAUCAUUUAUGCUUAGUUUCAAGUUUCAACUCAAUUAAUCAGUUUGAGGAUUGUAAACAUAACCGGUUCAGAUUGGUUCGCAUAUUAUUCGCAUCCGAUUCAAAGAAUCAAAUUAGAAACUAAACUGGUUCAGGUUGUAUAAGCCAGUUCAGAUUGGUUUGCGUAUUACCCGCAUUUGGUACAAUACAAAGAACCGAAUUAGAAACCAAACUGGUUUAGGCUGUAUAAGCCGUUUCAGAUUGGUUUGCAUAUUAUUCGCAGUUGGUAUAAUACAAAGAACCGAAUUAGAAACUAAACCGGUUCAGGCUGCAUAAGCCGGUUCAAAUAGGUUCAUUAUUCGAUCCGGUACAAAGAAUCGAAUUUAAAACCGAACCGGUUCAGGUUGUAUUAGCCGGUUCAUAUCGGUUCGACACGUUUGUGGUUCUUCCUUGGCGAAACAGAUCCUUAAACGCUUAAACCCUCGAUGGUUUCGAUUGAACACUUCCCCGAGAUUUGGGAGUGUCCAUAAACCCACACACACUCUCUCUCUCGCUGGUCGAGCUAAAGGCAAGAGGAGGAAGAAGCAGAGAAAUGGUGAACAAACCAUGGAAGAUAAUCCCAAGACCACUCCUCGAAACCGUCCUCAACAACCACGUCCAACGCCACCGUGUUCCUCAGCCGCUCAUCCUCCACGGUCCCCGCGGCGUCGGCAAAACCACUCUAAUCCUCAACCGUCUCCUCGGAGACUGGAACAAAGGCCCCCACAUCGCCGGCUAUGUAGAUUUCGCACAAUCGAUCAGAGAGCACCACCCGGAUCACCAGCAAUCAUACCCAUGGACGUCGUGGACCAGCGUUGACCCACCAUUGCUGUCCAAUUGCAAAACCCACCUCGAGAAUUGCCUCGAAUCCAUGACCCACAAAGCCAUAAAGCUCGGGACUUUAAGCUCGCAGCAGAUAUUCACCACCAUGAACAAAUGGCACGGUCUUAACACUGCCCUCCGCCGUGUUCUCCAGGGCUGUAAAGUCGCCGUCCCGGAGAAAGCCUCCGUUUCGUUUCUGUGGGAACGGGCGGUGUGCGCGCUAUCUGUUCGACGAAAUGCCGAUGAGAUUGAUUUGUUGGUUGGGUUGGAUGAGGAAGGUGGUGGUGGCUUGUCUGUAGAAGAGGCUAGUUACUAUAGAGAGACGGCCUUUGCGUUGAGAUUGGCUAAAGAGGUUAUAAAGAUGCAGCAGGGUUGGAGGGGCAAUGCCAUUGCGCAUAUGAAUAGAACUAAUGGGUUUUCGAAAACGUUGGCGAAUUCGUGUACUGAUUGGCCUUUGCUAAUGAUAGAGCUGUUGUCACAAGCUGCAGAGAUUGGUUUCUUCCAGCCUAAGCUAGUCUUAAACAACAUUGAAAUCUUGAAGAGUGCCGUUCAGACUGAUGAUUCAACAGUCUCAGCUUCAAUGUACCAUGACAAUCUUAUAUGGAGAAUAAUAGCGUUAGGUGCGAAUGAUCGCUGUCUACCUGUCCUGUUCGUGACUUCAGAUAGCUACUACUCAUAUCAAGCCUUUGUUGACUUCGGGUUUCCAGACAUUUUCAUCUCUCGUGAGACAUUUGGAUGGACUCCUCAAGAAGCCAAAUUACACAUGGUCCCUGAUUACUUCAGUGCUUCGGAGUGGACUAUCAUUGCUGAUGUUCUUGGAGCCAAUUCUCGGCAUCUAUUUGAGCUCUAUGCGCUUAAACAAAGUAAUCAUUACCAAAGUUUGAUGGGGAACAAAGCAGGCACAUUUGAAGAUAUUGUGGAUGCAUACUUGGCAUAUUUACAAGUUGUUGUGGUUAAUCCUGCAAUGGAAAAAGCUUUGCUGCGGCUUCAACGGUAUGCCGCUGAUGUACGAAAGGGAAGCAUUCCAGAUGAAAAAUUACGCUUUGGUGCUGCAUGGAGGCAUCCUCCAAGUAGUGAGGAUCCUACUCUCUGCUCCGAGUGGGCUAAAAUUCAGCUGAUGGACUUUGUUCAGGCUCUUGUCAAUACAGAAUUAGCGGUAAAUUAUUUGGGUGACUACAGCCUUGAGAUCUUUGAAGACCCUUCUGCUAUGGCAUUGGUUGAGGUUGGGAUACUAUAUACUCAGCGAGAUCCGUCUUUCUUCCGUCCUAUAUCCCAAGGCAUUAAAAGAUGCCUCGUUAGAUGGCUCAUCCAAGAGCGAAUGAAGAUGAGUUAUUGGAGCUCAACCAAAUAUUGGUGGCAGAGAAUUAUCCGGGGUCGUUAUUACAAGCAUUUGAUGCUUGGCUACAGAACAUAGGCAGUUUCACACAGGUUUUGUUGUCACAUGAACGUUGAUGAAAAUUGUGGGUAUCUUGUCCCAGCAAAAACAGAUAGGAUUCAUAUUUUACCGUUAGGCAGGAAACAUAAAGCCAUAAAGGUGCCAUAUUUUUGUUGCCAGUCAAGUCAAGGCCUGACUUUUAGUAACGUCGUCAUCAAAAAAGGAUGUCGGAGGGAGAAACCUCCGGCGACUAACGGUGUAAGUGGGAAUACACUGCCAUGAGAACAGUUUUUUUUUCUUCAGACGCUGUAUAUAAAGCGCAUGUUUCUGUGUUUUGUGAUUUCUUUUGGCGGUAAAAGUCAAAUAUUUGAAUUAUUUACUGUAUUGUCUACCUACCUUUUCAAACCGAAAGUCCAAUAAAGUUUCUAUUUUUACAA
Molecule: messenger RNA, 3961 nt
Organism: Brassica rapa (field mustard)
Lineage: Eukaryota; Viridiplantae; Streptophyta; Magnoliopsida; Brassicales; Brassicaceae
Source: RefSeq, a predicted model, not a curated record